Aspergillus puulaauensis is the source of this 1299-nucleotide messenger RNA. RefSeq names its product AMP-activated serine/threonine-protein kinase regulatory subunit SNF4 (gene snf4). Lineage: Eukaryota; Fungi; Ascomycota; Eurotiomycetes; Eurotiales; Aspergillaceae. The coding region runs from base 1 to 1299 and encodes 432 amino acids. The record is from RefSeq and is a predicted model, not a curated record. The transcript is spliced from 6 exons.
AUGGCGAUUUUGUCUGAAGGGAACCCGUAUCGUCAACACCAGCAGCAGCAUCGUGAACGGGCAGCCAGCACCAGCGCCAGCAACCCCACGGGCAGAAUCAGCGCUUCCGGGCUGCCGCCUCCGACCAACGACACCACCACCACCACCAGCACUCCUCCUUCCACCACGUUUUUUCCCUCCUCCACGCUUCGCACAGUCGGCACCCGUACGCUCCCGUCCGCGUCCCUUUCCGACCCUCCCCUCCUUCCAAUCUGCGGUCACGAGCGUGGUUUUGUCCAGCCCUCCUCCUACCUCCGAUCACGACCCCCCUCACAUCCAAUGCCCCCAUCUCAGCCGGACAGGGCGAUCGAUCGGGAGGAGCGUCAAGGCCUGAGUGCCAUUCGCAACUUCCUCAAGGUUCGCACUAGCUAUGACGUCCUCCCGCUGAGUUUCCGGCUCAUUGUCUUCGAUACGGCGCUCUCAGUGAAAGAAAGUUUGAACAUUCUCAUCCAGAAUGGAAUUGUUUCGGCACCAUUAUGGGAUUCCAAGUCGUCCACAUUCGCUGGUCUUCUGACUACGUCGGAUUAUAUCAAUGUCAUUCAAUAUUACUUCCAGAACCCUGCAGCUUUGGACCAGAUCGACCAAUUCCGCUUGGAUAACCUUCGAGAGGUGGAAAAGGCAUUGGGCGUUGCGCCUCCCGAGACAAUCUCCAUUGAUCCAGAGCGACCGCUGUACGAGGCCUGCCGGCGUAUGCUCGAGUCCCGAGCUCGAAGGAUUCCGCUUGUCACCAACGAUAGCCAAACAGAUCGGCAUCUUGUCCUCAGCGUCAUCACGCAGUACCGUAUUCUCAAAUUUGUGGCAGUCAACCUUAACGACACGCAGAAACUGAAGAAACCCUUGGGGGAAAUUCAGCUGGGUUCCUACGAUGAUAUUGCGACCGCGUCAAUGGACACGCCGGUCAUUGACGUGAUUCAUAUCCUGGUCGAGCGGAGUAUAUCCAGUGUGCCGAUUGUGAACUCGGAAGGUGUUGUGUACAAUGUCUUCGAAUCAGUAGACGUCAUCACAUUGAUUAAGGGCGGCGUAUAUGAUGACUUGAGCCUUACGGUUGGCGAAGCAUUGAAGAAGCGACCUUCGGAUUUCCCUGGAAUCUAUACCUGCUCACUAAACGAUGGCCUAGACACCAUUUUCGAUACCAUCCGCAAAUCCCGCGUGCACCGUCUAGUUGUAGUAGACGACAAUUUCCGAUUAAAAGGCGUUCUUACACUAAGCGACAUUUUACAGUACAUCCUGCUAGAAGGUGAAGGUGACGAAGCUUUAUGA